Molecule: messenger RNA, 1106 nt
Organism: Magnolia sinica
Lineage: Eukaryota; Viridiplantae; Streptophyta; Magnoliopsida; Magnoliales; Magnoliaceae
Product: GCN5-related N-acetyltransferase 7, chloroplastic
Exons: 5
Coding region: 36-902 (288 amino acids)
Cellular component (GO): chloroplast
Molecular function (GO): acyltransferase activity, transferring groups other than amino-acyl groups
Source: RefSeq, a predicted model, not a curated record
AGGACGAGAUCCAAUAGCGCCAGGAACUCAAAAAAAUGGCUCUUCUCUCUUCCUCGCUCUUCCCUUCGCCCCUUCCAAUUCCCGAUUCCACAAAUACCCCUCGGAAUUGCAGGUUUUUACCUCAUAUACCCCGGAGAAUCCCUUCACCUGCCUUCCUCCCCAUUGCCCCUGCUCGGAAAAACCAUCCCCAAUUCUCUCCCAUUGCAUCCCACCUCUGCACGGACCAAAACCCAAUAACCCUAGACAGGCCAGCUCUUUCGAUCGCCGAAGCUGCUUCCGAAGCUGAGCUGUGGGCCGCGGUACACCUCCGUGUCCGUUCCUUCUACGAAUUCAACGAUCAGACGUACGGCGUCGAGGAUCAUAAGAGGUACUUGUCAGAGCGCGAGUUUGAAGCUCUAAAAGACCGUAUUGCUGGGAAGAGGAUAGGAUUUAAUAGGGUUUCUUGCAUCAAUGCAACGAUUCCAAUAUCACAAACAUUAAGAUCCUCAAAUGGUUUGUGCACUGCUUGCAAGUUUUCUGAUAAUGGAGAAGAUCGAGUAGUAGUUGGGUCCCUAGAUCUCAACCAGUGUCUAAGGCUGGCAGAUGAAAUAACAGGGAAGAGGCCAGAGGGGAUUGGAGCUGAUUUUGCAAGAGCGUAUCUUAGCAAUGUGUGUGUAGCUGCAGAGCUGCAUCAGAAUGGCAUUGGCUAUGCACUAGUUGCCAAGUCCAAGAAAAUUGCUCGACAAUGGGGCGUAACAGAUUUAUAUGCUCAUGUCGCCAUCGACAAUGAGCCUGCGAAGAAGUUGUAUACAAAGAGUGGAUUCAUCUAUGAAAAUGAAGAACCUGCUUGGCAAGCCAGAUUUUUAGGACGGCCGAGACGUCUCCUCCUGUGGGCUGAUCUGUCUAUGACCACCAGUUUGUAAUGCAAGACCAACUUUUAUUCCAUGAUUUUUUUUUUUUUUUUCUUUUACCAUUUAAAAAAAAAUUAUAGCAGGUAAGCUGGGAUAUAAACCUGUGACCCAUGCCAUUGUCGUCCUUCUCCGAACUUGUGGGGGCAUGAGGUUCGACCCCAUCUAUUCCAUAUGAAUGUGUAUAAGCUCGAGUUCAUUUAUAGUACUAUAUUUUUU